Haplochromis burtoni (Burton's mouthbrooder) is the source of this 2978-nucleotide messenger RNA. RefSeq names its product mitochondrial carrier homolog 1. Bases 210 to 959 code for a protein of 249 amino acids. Gene Ontology annotation, biological process: positive regulation of apoptotic process. NCBI's taxonomy places the organism in Eukaryota, Metazoa, Chordata, Actinopteri, Cichliformes, Cichlidae. The record is from RefSeq and is a predicted model, not a curated record. Gene Ontology annotation, cellular component: membrane; mitochondrion. The transcript is spliced from 9 exons.
CACGCACGUGUUUUUAUGACUUCACGAGUUUUGGUAACAGAUAGCUAUUUUUAGACAGAAUACGUUGUGAAAUCUGCUCUCACUCACGCCUGCGUUUUACUCACUAGAAAACGUCUCCACUUAAACUAUUAUUCUGAAAAGCGGAAGUUGUUUUUGUUGUUUGAUACACAACGCUAAUGAUUCGUCUCCCUCGUUCACGGUAACUAAAGAUGGAGUCGCCAGAAAACCUGCAUGGUCCAGCAGUCGGUGUCGCGCAGGAUGCUACACCAACCACCGUGGACGUGGACACCGCAGUGUUUCUGCUAGGAGCGGGUGUAACAACCCUCACACACCCGCUGCUGUACGUCAAGCUGCUAAUACAGGUGGGACAUGAGCCUCUUCCCCCGACUGUGGGCACAACUAUGUUUGGAAGGAGAGUUUUAUACCUGCCCGGCUUUCUCUCUUAUGCGCAGCAUAUUGUCAAGGUGGAUGGAAAGAGAGGACUUCUUCGUGGCCUCUCACCACGUAUUGUAUCCAGUGCCAUCUCUACUGUGGUGAGGAGCAAAGUUAAACAGCAGAUAGACGUCCUGUUUAAAAACAGCGACCAGCAGAAUUCACUCAGGAAAGUGGUCAAAGAGACCUCACAUGAGAUGAUCAUCCAGUGCCUGUCCAGAGUAGCCACCCAUCCUUUUCAUGUUAUGUCGGUACGCUGCAUGGCUCAGUUUGUUGGCAGAGAAGUCAAGUAUGGUGGGAUGCUCAGCUGUAUGGUCAAGAUUUUCAAGGAGGAAGGAGUUGCUGGCUUCUAUGUUGUUUGUGUGUUUGCAGUGGUCUCAUACCGCAUGUCCUGGGAGAGGUUCUGUUUCUGUGGUGUUGUAAUCUCCUGGCUCACUUUAUUAACACCUAUGCUGUGGAUGAAAGUGUGGGCACUUGAAGAGCAUGUUCAACACCCGCUCUACCUCCUGAGCCACGCCUACCUUUGAGGUUGUGCCUCAGAAGGUAGAGCGCCCUUAUUUUCCACAAAGCAAAAAAACAGAAUUUAAAAUGUAGUCAAAAUGCAAAAAUUAGAUAACAUUAAGUGGCUCAAGUGUAAUGGACAGUGCAGUGCAGUAAGGGGGAUUAAACAAUGGGAGGUUGCACACUUGACAGAUUAACAGAUGAAUCUCUGUAUUAUACGUAUUAUCCUGUUCAUGUGGUAUCAAAGAUUUCCUGUGUACAUUCAAAAACAUACCGUAAGAGCUACAAUGUGACAAACAAAAGAGCUCUCAUGCAGCUUUAAAAUUCCUGUCAUAAUUUAAAAUCUGUUAAUAUAAUCCAAUUUGUAUCCCUUCAACAAAAUAAGACCAGAUUCCUGUCAACAGAGCAAAGGCCCGGAAGUACACCGGAAUAUUAUAACACUUAAUUUAGAAAGAAAUCUAAACUUUAUAUAAAUGAUUGCAAAUCUUAGAAAUCUAUUUGGCCAAUGCUGCUAAUCAUACAAAACACAAAAUAUUUUCUUAAAGUUGACACUGGCUAUCCUGAUGUGAUAAUGGACUUGCACUUAUAUAGUGCUUUUCUGCUCCACUUGGCCCAUUUCCACACACACAAUCUUACAAGUACAUUUUUCUAUCUCUGAGUGCUUUCUAUAGAAAAAUAUAUUUUUGACAUCUGACGUUAUUAGCCAUUUCAGGGUCAAAACUCUUCUUUAAAGAGUUAAAAAUGGUCUUUUAUCUUCUAUAAAAUGAUAGGUUUGGCUGUUCUCCCAGAUGUUCCAAUAAAAUUUAACACUGAGGCAUCCAUGAAAAAGAGGAUUCACAAGGUUCAAAGAAAGUUAUCUCACUGAAAAUGAUAUGCCAUGUUCUGACUGAAGGAUUUAUAAAAACAGCUAAAAGUUGUAGCUCUGCUAUCACUAUGAAUUUAAUACAAGAAACAAAACAUUCUCAUUUUAAUGUAACAGUUGAAGUCUUAGUUAGUCGAGUGGUUCAGGGGGUUGGGAAGCUCAUCUUGUAACCGGAAGGUUGCAAUUCUUGGUCGUAUUGGUCGUUGUGUCCUUGGGCAAGACACUUCACCUACCACCUACUGGUGUUGGCCAGAAUGGCCGAUGGCGCGAUAUAGCUGCCUUGCUUCUGCCCCAAGGCAGCUGUGGCUAAAACUGUAGCUUGCCUCCACCAGUGUGUGAAUGUGAGAGUGAAUGAAUAGUGGAAUUGUAAAGCGCUUUGAGGGUCUCGAAAAGCGCUAUAUAAAUGCAAUCCAUUAUUAGUCUGAGAGUCCUUUUUUUUUUUUUUUUUUUUUUUUUUAAAUUUCAACAUUCAAAUAUUUGGCGUCUAGCGGACUGUGAGCCCAUGGAUUCUAAUUACAUCGUAAGGUUUUAAAAACUGAGCUUAAAAAUGCAGUGCACAUGAAUAGUGCUAAUAAAAAAGCAGAGAGGCCUACAGUGAACAGAUUAUUUUUAAGGGGUUUUUAGUAUUGUUUGUAUUAAAACAAAAUACAAAGCAUUACAAUACAUGAAAAAGACAACAGCAUUAAAGAAGGAGGAGUUUGGACCCAGAAGCAGGGUUGUUACAUCAUCACUUAACAAGUGGAUAGUCUCAUAGACAAAAAGCUAAGCUAGUGUUUAUGGCAGAGGUAUUAUUAUCAUCAUCACCAGCUAGACAAAAGCCUGGGCUAGGCUAAUGACAAAGUUGCCUUAUUGCAAAUAAACAACAUACAGAAGAGGCACACUUGAUACAUGCAGACCAUUAAGCAGUGUUGGAACACACUGUGGUACCAUACGCUCGAAAGCAUCAGUUGAACAGAAAGUAGUGUGAUGGUACAAGAAUGGUGAGAAAAAGGUGAUUAACAAUGGAAGAGAGACAGACCUUCAUAUAAAUGUCGGUCUGCCCUACAGAGAAACUGCAAAGAAAGUCAAGGUGUCAGUGAGUCCAGUUUCCUUCAGCAUCCAAAGGCUCAGAAACAAACUGACAGGAAGAGGUCUGCAGACCCAAAGACACGACUCAAUCAGAGGACAAGUUUCUGAGAGUUAA